Molecule: messenger RNA, 2562 nt
Organism: Ostreococcus lucimarinus CCE9901
Lineage: Eukaryota; Viridiplantae; Chlorophyta; Mamiellophyceae; Mamiellales; Bathycoccaceae
Exons: 2
Coding region: 1-2562 (853 amino acids)
Source: RefSeq, a predicted model, not a curated record
AUGGCGACGACGACGUCGAGCGAAGCGAACGACGAAGACGCGCGGACGGAGGAGGAGGGCGACGAGGACGAGGACGCGGUGGAGACGGUGGACGACGAGGACGCGGUGGAGACGGUGGACGACGAAGCGACGACGACAAAGACGACGGCGAAGACGACGACGACGAUGCCGACGGUGGAGGAUGUUAACGCAGAAGAUGCGGAUGAUUCCAUCACCGAAGGCGCCGGGGCGGAGGAAGUGCGCUCGGCGGACGCGGCGUUCGAGUCCGAAGCCGCGCCGACGCGAAGCGUCGGCGCGGAGAAACAGCCGAAACCGUCCGCGGUUGCGCGCGCGGGCGCUGAUGAAGCGGAUGAAGCCGAUGGAGAAGAGAUCGAAGGGGGCGAAGGCGAGGCGAAGGAAGACGAGGAGGAAGAGCUUUCGGAAGAGGAGGCGUUGGCCAUCAUCGAAAAGGAGAUGAAGGAUCGCUUGAAGGCGCUGUACGGCGAACCGACUGAAAAGCAAAAGAAAUGGGUAUCAAAGGUGAAAGAAGUUCACAACCUCGAAGGCGCGGCGAGCUUUACCGAGGAUGACACCACGUGUGGCUCCACGGGCGGGCUCGCGGUUUUUACGAUUUGGCAUCACGUGCACGAGUUGGCUCGCGAUGCCAUCGCGACGUUCGUCGGCGCCAAGGCGGAAGAGUCCAACUCUCCGCACUCUCUCUUGUCUCUUCGCGCCAAGGCUUUGAAACUCGUCGCGGCGUACGAUUUUGAGUUCAAGGGUACGGGUAAAGCGCGCAAUGAAUGCAUUGCAAACUAUUUCACUCGACAAAAGGUGCACGAAGUGGUCACGGUUCUGGAGCGACAAAAGGAAGAGAAGCACGCGUACGCGCACAAGACGUUUGAUCACACGAUCCACGAGGACGACACGGAAGACGACUCGGCCGAAGCGAUCGAAAUGCGCGAACGUCGCAUCGGUAGAGUGGCGUACGAGCUCAAGAAGACCAUCAUCGGUCAACUCGACGCUGUCGAAGACGAAGCUGGCGGCGGCAAAGAUGAAGCCGACGAACAAGCCGGCGGCACCACGCUCGUGCUCGCGUUGAACUGCCGAGCGCAACAUCAGCAUCGACUGGUCGCGGCCAUCAUGCACGCCGUUCGCGCGCGAUUCGGUCUCGGUGUCGCUGAUUUCACUCUCGUCGUGGGUAAGAAAGCCGUGAACGACGAACUCACGACGUUGAUUGGCGAAUCCUACGAUUCGCUCAUGAGCAAGCGAACCGACUCGUCCGCGUCUACCGACGCCGUGAAGUCGCGCGUGGCGGUGUGCCCGGACUUGCCCGGUAUCGCUUUUUCAGAAAAAGAAGAACAACCCGAGCGUGAACUCACCGCCAUGGAGAAAGCCAUGCGCGAAGCCGAGGAUCACGUCAUGCGAGAACACCAAGCCACCGGCGACCCGACGAACCCGCAGCACAUGAACGCCGGUGGCGACCUCGGCAUGCAGGCGCUCCCGGGGAUGCCCAACAUUUUCGACAGUAAGAAUGCGGGGCAUACAUCAGAUGGCAGUGCUCGCAAGGAGGCUCGAGCGCACUUCGGGCUCAGCGACCGUCAAAUUGGCUCGCACGACACCCGCCAUCUCGGCGGCGGCGCGUCGGCGGCGUCUCGCCAACCGUCGCGCCAGCCGCAGACGCGCCAGCGAACUCAAGGCGGUUUCAACGCGUUACCGAAAAUGAACGAUCCUUUGGAUUCAUAUUUAAACGCUCCGUCGUCGUCGUGCCGAACGCGCGUCGAGUUUGGUGACGACGUCAACGUCGAUACUGCGUCUUUAUCGUCGCGUCGACGCGCGUUGGGCGCGUUUGCGUGCGCGUCGCUGAGCGUCGCGAUCUCACUCACGUCGACGUCGACCGAAUUCGCCGCGCGCGCCGACGACGAGGACGAAGAACUCGCCGAGCUCGAGGCGAACAUGAAGCGCGUGAUGGAGACGAAUAGCGGCGAGCAGACGUUUGUGCGACAGAUUGGUUUACGCUCGAGCGAUAAGGCGAAGGGUGUUCGAGCGUGCACGUUUGAAGUGAGUAGUUUGUGGCGCGUCGACGGUGCGCGCGUGGUAGACGCGAUGACGACGGAGUGGGGAACGAUCGUGGACCCGGUGAACGGGGAGGCGGUGCAAGGCGCUCGAGCGUUCGCGACGCCAGACUUUGGGGUGAAGUCGAUCGAUGAUUUAGGGAAGCCGGAGAACGUGGCGGUGGCCAAGGUUUUGGGACUAGAUGGGGAAGAUUCGUACCGUCGAGCCGACAUGCUCGGCGCGGCGAAGCGCGUCGACGCGAGCACGGGACAAGUAUAUUACGAUUGGGAACUCGUGGCGUCGCCGCCGGCGAAGUCGUGUCCGAGCGCCGUUGGGUGCUUGUACCCGGAACAUAUUUAUCUCAUCUCCGCCUCCGUGCUCGAUGGUGUGCUUUACGUGCUUAGCUUGGAUGCGACGCCCGCGCAGUGGCGCGUGACUGGGAACUCGGUCAAACGCAUUCGCAACUCGUUCACCGUCGGCGUGGCGGACGAAGCGCCGACGUCGCAAAUCGUCGACGCGGCGACGGCGUGA